AUGGUUGCGACUUUCUGUGUUAACAAUGUGCAUUCGGACAUGCCAUCACUCGUGAUCCGAAUUUAUCUUGUACCAUACGAUUUGCCUGGCAUGAAUGGAAGUUUGAGCUACCAUGCUCGAAAGCGUGAAAACGCUCAAGGGCAUGGCCUAGCUAGGCGACACAUGUCAAUAUUGCUUCCACAAAUCCGCCGAGAUCAAUCAAGUUGGAGUUUCGGAACUGCAGACUUGAAUCACAACCCUCCCUCGAUAUUGAGUAAUUUAACUGACCGAAAACAGCUUGCUGAAAUAUAUGCGAAUAUUCCCUCACCCACUCCAGGAAAACUAAAAAACAGCUCGUCUCUGGUGUCACGACUAUUGGAUCCUGGUGAUGCUAUUGGGGAGAGUUUAGGGCUACGAUCGUUGUUGCUCCGCUAUCAGCGAGAGUCCGUGGCAACAAUGCUAGAACGCGAGGAACACGCCCAUCUGAGCACACCCAAUCCGCUUUACUUGACGUUGAAGACUAUGGACGGAAGUAUAUUUUAUUAUCAGCCGGGUACAACGGAAAUUUUACGGGAAAAGAGUAUGGUCUCGUUGCCACCUGGUGGUGUGCUUUGUGAAGAGUUAGGAACUGGAAAAACUCUUAUAAUACUGGCUCUCGUCCUUGGGACAAUGAAACAGCUUUCAAAACCAGAAGAGUCAGUCAUCGACACUCGACCAGUCUUGACCCCUCUAGCCUUCCAACGCUUUCCCUCUGGUGAAAUUUCUUCACUCCGAGAACGAUUCCCACGGAAAGCAAAGAUGACUGAAGUGAGCUCAGAAUCUCGAGUACCCUCAUUUCGAGAGCUCUUACUUCAUCAACUCUGCUCCAAUCCUGAUAUCCGUGUCCCCGACACAAGCACGGCGACAGGUGUAGCCCUAAAGGAAAGACAGCGGCAUCUUUCCGAAACAUUCGAUCUACCAGCGUUCGAAUCAUUGCGGAAAUUGCAGAAGGAAAACCUUCCCUUCUAUUUCCACUUUCAGGAUGAUUACACUCUCACCGAUUUUCGUACAAGCGAUCGUGGUCGAGAUAAUCCCGGACCUCGAGUAAUGUAUCUCUCAGUUGCAACACUGAUUGUAGUUCCCCCUAACUUGAUUAGUCAAUGGGACAGGGAGAUCCACAAGCAUUGCAAAGAGAUGCCCAGGGUCCUCAUAGUACGAUCAAACACAGUCCUUCCUUCAGCAAGGGAUCUUGCUGCGAACUACGAUAUUAUCCUCAUAACGUACUCAAGAUUUUGCGAUGAAGACCGAAAAGCUAACAUUGCUAAUGCUCAUACUUGGAAAUUGUGCAAGUGUUUCGGAAUAGAAGAUUUCUGCAUUUCUCCUCGAUGCAGAUGCAAACCACCAGACAUCUCGCCACUGUUGCAAAUACGGUGGAAACGACUCGUCAUUGACGAGGGACAUAUCUCUUCAUCGCUUUCGACACGAUUUACCCCUUUCGCGCAGCAAGUCAGCGUGCAGGCAAGAUGGAUUGUUACCGGAACACCUACGACAAAUCUGCUUGGCUUGAGCUUUGGGGAGUCGGGCACUGAGGAGAUCAACGAAAGUCCAAAACAUACGCCACCUCAGUCACUAUCAGAGUUAGAAGAUGAAUGCUCUUUAUUGAAUAGCGGUGAGCGGUUUGAGCUAUCCCUGGCCAAACCUCAUACAUGUAUCUCAGCUCGUAUCUGGAAUGCUUCCGACAAUCGAGAUAUCACUAAAUUAAUGACCAUGAUCUCCCAAUUCAUCGGUGUCAAGUUUUUAGCGGAUGGUCAAGUAAUUAGGACGCACAUUAAGGAUGCGUUGUUUACCGAAAAGGGUCCUCUGCCAGGGGGGGUUGAUAUUCUAGUUCAGAUCAUGAGAGAAAUGAUGAUUCGGCAUCAAAUUUCUGAUGUAGAGAAGGAAAUUACCCUCCCCAAGCUUACUCAAGAGUCUGUAUUGUUAGAUCUGGAUCCACUCAUGACCAUAUCCUACAAUGCUUUACAAGCUGGGAUAGCACUCAAUGCAAUAGACUCUGAACGCAAAGACCGAGAUUAUCUAUUCCACCCUACUAAUGCUGAAUAUCUCCAACUUACAGUAAAAAAUAUGUCACAAUUGAUGUUUUGGUCGGUAGAUUCGAAACUCUACAAUAUCAAGGAUAUCGUUAAACAGGCCGAAGAAUUACUAUCGAAAGUCAAAGAAGGGAAAAAGGAUAUACCUGAGUGUGAUGUAGUUCAAGUGCGAAAAGCACUGAAGCACUCCCGUAUAGCCUCUCAAAAUAAUCUUUGGAACCUGAUUCAAAUGCAUGAUUACAUGCCCUAUUUUGUUAUCAAUAUUCCUUCUCCAAUCCUGAAGGAAUGGUCUGGACUACCUGAUCAUCUUAUCCCCGCGGACCGUCUCCUCCAACUGCAGCAGCGAGUUCAUCGUUGGCCUCUAAGUGACGAGGUUCAACUAUGCUCCUUCGGACGGGAAAUGGGCGAAAUUGAUGUCCGGCAUCGUCUCAUUCUUGAAGAGCUCACGCAGAAGAAAGAGAAACGAAAAGAAAAAGAAAAGAAGCCAGCUUUUCCUGUCGUUUCGAGCGAUUUCAAAACACGGACUGCAAAAAAGAAAGCAUCAUCAAAUGAUCGGGACCAUCGGAUACGUGAAAUGCGGAAAGAUUUACAGGCCUCAUUGGCUCGCCUUGAUGCACUCGAGGAAAACGGAAGUCCAGCUGGCUCCAGCUCCCUCAAGAUCAAGAUUCCUGCAAGUAUGAAUCGGAACUCCAUUUUGCUGCAUCAGUCACCAGUUGCCCAUGCCCAUGUCCAGAGCACUGCUUCGAGUAAGCUCAACUACAUCUUAGAGGAGGUCCAGAAACACUCUGUGGAAGAAAAGUUCCUGAUCUUUUCUGACUCCCCGUUGACUCUAUCCCACAUUCAUGAGGCCCUUAACCUCCUCCAAGUCAAGAAUCUACAAUUUACAAGUCAGACUUCAGCCUUGGAGCGAGAGCAACUUGUCCUGACCUUCGAAACUUCGACCACUUUUCGAGUCUUUCUCAUGGAACUGAAACACGGAGCCCGAGGCUUAAACUUGGUCUCUGCGUCGCGAGUCAUAUUCUGCGAGCCAGUAUGGCAGGCUGAUGUUGAAUCCCAAGCAAUAAAGCGAGCACAUCGUAUUGGUCAAGUCAAGCCUGUCACCGUGAAAACCCUAGUCAUACAGGGAACCGCCGAAGAGAAGAUGAUGGAACGACGGCAACAGCUAAAAAGCAUCCCAGGCAAGGCGCCAAAACUUUUAGAGGAAGCAGGAAUGCGACAUUUCAUUGCAAAUCCGGAGUUCAUCGAAUCCCAUGGCCACCCUGGAGUGGCCACACCGCGAGGCAACUUUCCACUGUUCCGUCUUCCUCAUCUUAACGAAUCGUCACCACAAAUUACAACCAGCCAUAAACGAGUGCGUUUAGAGGAACCAGUCCAAUCGUCAGACACCGCACAGAAAAAUAGAAAAACUGUACGCUUUGUUUGA
Messenger RNA from Lentinula edodes (shiitake mushroom), 3468 nucleotides. Its product is annotated as P-loop containing nucleoside triphosphate hydrolase protein. The record is from RefSeq and is a predicted model, not a curated record. The transcript is spliced from 14 exons. NCBI's taxonomy places the organism in Eukaryota, Fungi, Basidiomycota, Agaricomycetes, Agaricales, Omphalotaceae. Gene Ontology annotation, molecular function: ATP-dependent chromatin remodeler activity; ATP binding. Bases 1 to 3468 code for a protein of 1155 amino acids.